This is a messenger RNA of Octopus bimaculoides (California two-spot octopus), 498 nucleotides long. RefSeq lists its product as uncharacterized. Gene Ontology annotation, molecular function: glutathione transferase activity. Gene Ontology annotation, cellular component: cytoplasm. The record is from RefSeq and is a predicted model, not a curated record. NCBI's taxonomy places the organism in Eukaryota, Metazoa, Mollusca, Cephalopoda, Octopoda, Octopodidae.
AUGGUUCCCCCUCCCCCUAUUUGUUUUGCUGGUGUUCUGUAUGCGAACGCGGAGGAUGACAUUGCAAACCAGGUGAGCGAGUGGAAGUAUGUGGUGGAAGUGGAAUUCUGGGAAGAUGAUGAGGCUACGACAUGCCAACUGUUAAAUAAGGUACAAAUGGAAAUAGUUAAAAAGAAUGCUAAAGAUCCUGAAAAUCUUGAUGAAAUACAAAAAUCUUUAAUUGAAAAUAUUGGAAGUUUUGUGAAAGCUAUGUCUCCAACUGGAAAUUUUUUCAAGGGAGACUCAUUUUCAUUUGUUGAUAUAAUGGCGUUUCCAUGGUUGCAAAGGCUGGAAGUUUUGAAACAUUAUAAAAAUUUUGAAAUACCAUCUGAUAUUGAUUGGUAUCCUCGGUUCCAGAAAUGGCUGACUGCUUGUACUGAAAGGGAGAGUGUAACACCUACUAUUCCUGAUAUGAAGAAAUUAAUUCCACUCUACAAACGUUAUGUGAACACAAAGUAA